AUGGCGGCGGUGGUUUCGCGAUCGCUGGCGGCGGCUGCGCUGUGCCCUGUGUCCGUGGUGAAGACACGCAUGGAGGUUAGUGGGAGACACGCAUGGAGGUUAGUGGGAGGUGGGGGAGGGGGGGAUGGAAGAGAGGAGCUAGUGCUCUUGUUGGCGAGCACGCUGACGUUGAAACACGCGCUGGCUGCUGCUGCUGCUGCUGCUGCUGCUGCUGCUGCUGCUGCUGCUGCUGCUGCUGCUGCUGCUGCUGCUGCUGCUGCUGCUGCUGCUGCUGCUGCUGCUGCUGCUGCUGCUGCUGCUGCUGCUGCUGUGCCCUUCCGCGAUCAAGUCCGUGGCAUGUACGAGACCAAGGCGGAACAGCAGGACUUGAAGCGAGGGGCGGCCGCUGCUGCAAUUCACUCUGCGCUUGACGCUGUCAGUGGAAACCCGGAGAAAAAUAGCAAAAUUACGGAUUUCUUUGGCAAUGAGGCGACGUGCGCCAAGGAGGACGCGGAUAACGAGUUUUGCCUUCUGUUCGCGGCGCUGAAACUUCCGGAGCGCAUUGCGGACGAUCCGGUCUUCCGCUACGCGGUCCAGUGCAUUGCGCGCGCUGGACCUGGGUACGUCCCUCCUAAGAGGCGCUACAUUGGAGGGGCAGGCUUGAAGAAGGUGCGGCAGAAAAUGGAGGUCGCGUUCGCCCCCGUUGCCGCGAGCUGGAAGCGGGACGGGGUAACGGUGUCGUCGGACAUGAUGACCGACCGUUGUGGCCGCCCGCAGGCCAACAUACUCCUUGUCAACGACUCCGGCGCAGUUUUCGAGCAGGCGGUGGACUGCAACAUGGAGUCGAAGUCCGGGGGGUACAUCGCCAGCCUUCUCCGCCCCGUCAUUGAUAAGGUGGGGCCGGAGAAUGUGGUGGCGGUCUGCACCGAUGGCGGCAGCAACUUUGCAUCGGCCGCCAAGAGGAUUGCGAGCACAUGGCCGCACAUUGAGCAUGUGCCAUGUGCCACGCAUCUCCUGGACCUGAUGAUGGAAGAUAUGGGCAAAAUGGGAUGGGCGAAGAGGCUUGUGGAGAAAAGAGGGGAGAUGAUUACCUUCGUGCGCAACCACCACUUUACCCGUGCCUAUAUGAAGAAAGUGGGGGGGAAGCAGGUGCUCAAGCCUGCGGGAACCAGGUUCGGGACACAAUACAUAGCCAUGGCCCGGCUAUGUGAGGUGAGGAGUGGGCUGGCGGCGAUGGUGCUCCGCGACGAGUGGAAGGUGUGGGCAGCGGCGGACAAGGAUAGGAAGACAGCAGCUGGGAAAUUCAGGGCUGCUGUGAUGGAUGAGGAGUGGUGGGGGGUGGCGGAGUUCUUUACCUCUCUCAUGGCGGUGCCAUUCAAGGCCAUGCGGGCCACGGACUCUUUCGCGAAAGGCAUGAUGGGUCAGCUGUAUGACAUCAUGCUACAGCUUACCGAGGACAUCAAUGACAAGCUCGACGCUUCAAGUGACUUCUUGACUCGGACAGAGAGGGCAGACAUUACCAAGAUUGUGAAGGAUAGGUGGGACAACUCCCUUGCCUGCCCCAUGCAUGUGGUUGGCCGGAUCCUGAAUCCGGCCAACCAGGAGGAAGGAAUUUUCAGGAACGAUGUGGAGUGCACGCGGGUGUUCAAGGACUACAUCGAGCGCCACUAUGACAACAAGACUUUCAAGCGUGGCAAGGAUGCCGCCCCUCGUCGCGCCUCCCUUGUGUUGCAGGAGGCAUUGCUGGCCUACAUCAACAUGGAGGGCAGCUUUGGCAAGCCGGGCGCCAUUUCUGCAAGGGAGGUAGUGAAGAAGGGGGAGAUGAGCAUGGUGCAGUGGUGGUCGUGGCACAGCACCGAGUAUCCUGAGCUUGCCGCCCUCGCAUGCCCGGUGCUCACUCAGCUUGUCUUGGCUUCCCCAUGCGAGCGUGGCUGGGCGCAGUGGGAAGGCGUCCACACCGCCUGCCGCAACCGGCUCGGGUCCGCCAAGUUUACGGACCUCGUCUACAUUGCGCACAUCUGGAACGUUGUGCGCAAUUGGUACAAGAAGGAUGGGGGCAGCACGGUUGUGCCCGGUAACAUCUCGGAUGCCCCUAUCCCCCCCGGCUAUAACAUGGAUGAGGAGGAGGAUGACAUGCUGGGGGAAGAAGGAGAGGAUGCAGUGCUGGCGGAUGAGUAUGGAGAAGGUGUGGUGGUGGAAAGGCCCCGCAAGGAAAUCGGUUGUGGGGAAGCUAGCUAG
This is a messenger RNA of Closterium sp. NIES-65, 2217 nucleotides long. The record is from the annotation of a GenBank genome assembly. Lineage: Eukaryota; Viridiplantae; Streptophyta; Zygnematophyceae; Desmidiales; Closteriaceae.